AUGUGUGCUAGCUGGUAGCUGACGGCAGAUAAAACAUUUAAUCACAAAACUCACUUGGGGCCGUGCCUUAUAACCUGCUGCGUAUAACUGACCGUGUCAACAUCAGCUUAAUUUCAACAGUCCACGAUAGUAUGUUUAAUUCAUGUGAAGAGAUAUAGCCUCACAGUCACUGCCCAUGCUGACUCGCUACUCUGAAAACUGAGAUCUCUGCAUCACUCUAAUUUUGAGUAGCAGUUCGCAGUGGAUGAUGGAAGUGGCUGGGACUUCACAAGCAAGGACUCGGCCAACUGCAGAUCCUGCAAAAGGUGUCGUCAGUCCAGAAGUCAAAACUCAUUUUCGUGUUUGCCGCUUCAUCAUUGAAACAGGUGUGAAGUUGGGCAUGAAGUCCUUGCCAGUGGCCACGGCGUGUGCUCUGUACCACAGGUUUUUCCGAACCGCCAGUCUUGACGUGUAUGAGCCCUACCUGGUCGCCAUGUCCGCUAUUUACCUGGCUGGCAAAGUCGAGGAGCAACAUCUAAGAACUCGAGACAUCAUCAAUGUCUGUCACAGGUUCUUCCACCCGGGUUCCGAGCCCAUGGAGCUGGAUAACAAGUUCUGGGAGCUGAGGGACAGUGUGGUCCAGUGUGAGCUCCUCAUACUCAGACAGCUCAACUUCCAAGUGGCAAACGAGCACCCUCAUAAAUAUUUGCUUCACUACCUGGUCUCUGUGAGGAAUCUGGUAAAUCGUCACGCGUGGGCGCGCACCCCAAUAGCUGAGACGGCCUGGGCCCUGCUGAAGGACAGCUAUCAUGGCGUAGUGUGUGUGAAGCACGCACCUCAACACCUGGCCCUGGCGGUGCUCUACCUGGCCAUCCAGAGCUACGGAGUGGAGUUCCCCACCGGAGAACUGGAGUGGUGGCAGGCCUUGUGUGAUGACAUCAGCCGUGGGGAGAUUGACGAGAUCAUGUCAGACCUGCUGCAUCUGUACGACAUGGAGGCCAAGUGCAUGUGAAGCGCCAAGACACAAGGCAUGCUGGGACCAGGAGCGGAGCUAUAAGAGGGACAAGCAGGCCAUUUGCUCCUGGGACCAGGGCCCUCCUGCAUUGGUGGUGGGGGCCCUGUUAUGACCCUGUUAGGCCGUAUGAGGGGAGGCCCUAAUAGUAUUUUCCCCUGGGGCCCUAUGAGCACUUGUGCCUCCACUGGCUGGGAUCACUAGCCAAGUACUGUUAACUGGACAACGGAUGGUGGGGUGGGGGCACACAUCACACACAGAACAUUACCUCCAUCUCUGACACCUUCAGUGUUCAAUUCUGUUACCCCCCAGGUGGAGCUUUGAUUUGCUUCCAACGACUACAUUUCAGCAAGAGCGGACGUGAAAGUGAUAUGGCUAUUAUCACAAACAGGUCACCUAUCCACUCUGCUGAAAUUCUGGGACAUUUCCUUGUGCAAGCGUGCGUGUGUGUGUGUGAGUAUGAGCAAGCAAGAGAGAGAGAGAGUGGCUGUCUGCUUCAGUGAGGCGUGCAUGGGGCACCCUUAUUUGCUACCCAUUUUACUACUGCUUCUGGAACACACACACACACACACACACAAAUACUUGCUUGCUUUCUCACCCUCUCUCUCUCUCUCUCUCUCUCUCUCUCUCUCUCUCUCUCUCUCUCUCUCUCUCUCUCUCUCUCUCUCUCUCUCUCUCUCUCUCUCUCUCUCUCUGUCUCACAGACACAUACACACACACACACAGCUCCAGUGCCCCACUUUCCCCCUUUUUUCUUGGCCCAUUAACUCUGUGCGAUCCACGUGAAGUGAAGCUGGGUGUUUGUGAAUGUGAGUGAGUAACAUUAUUUUAUGGUUC
Molecule: messenger RNA, 1828 nt
Organism: Engraulis encrasicolus (European anchovy)
Lineage: Eukaryota; Metazoa; Chordata; Actinopteri; Clupeiformes; Engraulidae
Gene: ccnq
Product: cyclin Q
Exons: 6
Coding region: 245-991 (248 amino acids)
Biological process (GO): regulation of transcription by RNA polymerase II
Cellular component (GO): nucleus
Molecular function (GO): cyclin-dependent protein serine/threonine kinase regulator activity
Source: RefSeq, a predicted model, not a curated record